Messenger RNA from Penicillium cataractarum, 2109 nucleotides. RefSeq names its product bifunctional terpene synthase/polyprenyl synthetase family protein. Gene Ontology annotation, biological process: isoprenoid biosynthetic process. Gene Ontology annotation, molecular function: prenyltransferase activity. The coding region runs from base 1 to 2109 and encodes 702 amino acids. The transcript is spliced from 9 exons. NCBI's taxonomy places the organism in Eukaryota, Fungi, Ascomycota, Eurotiomycetes, Eurotiales, Aspergillaceae. The record is from RefSeq and is a predicted model, not a curated record.
AUGGAGUUGCUUUACUCAGACCCAGUUGACCCGCAGAUUGUGGCACGGUCAUGCUCGACACGACUUGCUGUGCGAAAGAGUAAAUAUUCUCCUAUUGCGGAUCUCGCGACAGGGGAGUUCAUCAAAGAGUGGAAUGGCGCCGACGGAAAGGGCUUUUGUAGUUCGGCAGGCCCUUGCGGGUCUCUUAUUGCUCUUGGUGUACCAGAAGCCAAGCCAGAGCGAAUCGCCAUUGUGACCAAAACCACGGAGUUCCUCUGCGCGGUUGAUGACAUUAUUGACUCAGCGGAGGCUACAAAGGCGGCUUCAACGCGCAGUCGGGAAUCACGAGACUUUGUAUACGAACGCCAGUUGCCUAAUUUAGUGAAGAGCCGACAUGAUUGGGGAACACGCAAAAUGCAACUUUUUACCAAAUAUCUGCUGGAGCUCCUCGCCAUCGAUCCGGUUCGAGGGCAAGUGGUCAUUCAGGCCGUCAACCAAUAUCGCUCAUCGCCUGAGGGGAAGCGCGCCGAUGAAAUUCAUGACUGGGAAAAAUGGCUCGCCUAUCGCUGGGAGAGUGCUGGCUGCGCCUUAUUCCUUGCGUUCAUUGUCUAUGCAUGCGAACUCGACCUGACUCAGCGUGAUCUGGAUACCGUCCAUCAUAUCGCUUGGAAAGCAAUGACAAUCACGGUUCUUACCAACGAUCUGUACAGCUUCGAAGUGGAAGCUAUGCUUGACAUCCAAGCUAGCGGAAAUAUCAGCAAUGGUGUCUGGCACUUGAUGAAGGAUCGCAACGUCACGGCCGAAGAGGCUAAACGCAUUUUACUUACAGAGAAGGUUAGGCCACUUGAGGAACAGUUCCUUGAAGAGAAAAGCAGCUUUUCAAGAGCUCAUGGGAAGCAAUCGCCGCAUCUUAUUCAUUAUCUUGAUCUAGUUGAGUUCUCAGCCUCCGGAAACUGGUACUGGAGCUCUCAGUGCUAUCGCUAUCAUUCCUGGAGAGAGAACGUCACGCAGUUCGGAGAUAGACCCAUUUCGUCUUUCAACAUCCGGGAAUUGGAUGAGGCAACGUCAAAAUGCCAGGACUACAUAAAGGCUGCUGCAUAUACUACCCAGUCGUCGAAAUGGGAUGAGCGACAGGCCAAGACUUCGAUGAACCAACAAACAAUCAUUACAAGCAACGGGAACGGGAACGGGAACCUUCGGGAACACCAGAAGCAGUACUUGGAUUCAAAGCUUGUCCUGGCACCGAUCAAAUAUCUCGAACAUCUUCCAUCCAAGAACGUCAGAGGGAUUCUGAUUGAGGGGUUGAGCUCAUGGUUCUCCAUUCCGCAGGAUACUAUUGAUCGUAUUGAGAGGAUUGUAUCUAACAUUCAUAAUGCGUCAUUGCUGAUUGAUGACAUUGAAGACGGCUCACCUCUUCGGCGAGGGAAACCAGCGACUUAUCGCGUGUUCGGACGGGCACAGACAAUCAAUUCGGCCAACUAUAUCUGGGUCAUUACAUCAGAAGAGGCUUUUAAGCUUAAUGAGAACUCCCGGGAAGUCGUCUUCGACGAGCUGAAAACCCUUACCAUUGGUCAGAGCUACGAUAUCUACUGGACCCAUACCGCUUCUUGUCCAUCAUUCGAGGAGUACCUGGAGGUUUGCCAGUCAAAGACUGGGGGUUUAUUCUCAUUGAUUGGUGGGCUGCUUUACUCAGAAGCGGAACAACGAAGGAUAAUCAAUGUGGAUGACCUCAAAAACUUCCUGCUUCUCCUUGGGCAAUUCUUCCAAAUUCGCGAUGAUUAUAUCAACCUCACUUCUGCAAAGUACGAGAAAGAAAAGGGCUUUGCGGAGGAUCUAGAUGAAGGGAAGUUCUCGUUGCCUAUGGUUCAUCUUCUGAAUAACUCCCCCGAUCGCUUGAUGAUUGAGCACAUCUUACAACAGCGAUCCCGCGAUGGCAGCAUGGCUCCAGAAAUGAAAAUGCUCGUCCUGGAGAAAAUGAACGAGGCGGGGAGUCUGGAGUUUACCCGAGAAACCCUUCGCUCCGUUGAAACAAAAACAAGAGAGGCACUCACCUUACUUGAGGAGCAAUCCAAAACUCCAAACUAUAUACUACAAUACCUGCUCAUGCGCCUUUGCGACGUGAAGGAGUGA